Saprolegnia diclina VS20 is the source of this 1237-nucleotide messenger RNA. RefSeq lists its product as hypothetical. Lineage: Eukaryota; Oomycota; Saprolegniomycetes; Saprolegniales; Saprolegniaceae. The transcript has a single exon. Gene Ontology annotation, cellular component: cytoplasm. The record is from RefSeq and is a predicted model, not a curated record. Gene Ontology annotation, molecular function: electron-transferring-flavoprotein dehydrogenase activity; flavin adenine dinucleotide binding. The coding region runs from base 13 to 1179 and encodes 388 amino acids.
CGACCAACGAGGAUGACAUCGUCCACGUCCGCCGCGCCGCGCAUCGUCGUCGUUGGCGGCGGCUACGCAGGCAUCCAGUUUGCGCAGUCACUUGCCUACUAUGCGCCAGGCGCCAGCAUCACGGUCAUCGAGAAGCAGACCUUUACCUUCCACGCCAACGGCAUGCCACGCGCCUUUGUCGACAAGUCGUAUGUGCCCAAGCUCUUCAUUCCGCUCGACAAGGCGCUGCCGUCGCAUGUGACGCUCCUCCGCGGCCUCGCCGUGUCCAUGACGGAUGCGAGCGUGACUGUCCAGACCAUCGACGUCGAUGGCAUCCUCGCCGCCGACACUACGGAGCUCGCCUUUGAUUAUUGCGUUCUUGCGACCGGCAGCAGCUACGCGGCGCCCAUCAAGGUACCCGAGAACGUCUACACGCGCGAGGCCAUCGAGGCGUCGGUGCAUGCGGCCAUUGAUGCGAUUGCAGCCGCUGAGAGCAUCCUCGUCAUUGGUGGCGGCGCCGUCGGCUGCGAAGUCGCGGGUGAAAUUGCCGUCAAGUACCCGACCAAGACCGUGACGCUAGUCGACGGCAACACCCAACUGCUUGCCAGCGCCAACGUGUCGGAGCAGUUUCGGACCAAGGUGGCCGAGGGCCUUGUCGCGCACGGUGUCAAGCUCGUACUCGGUGAGCGCCUCCCGAGCCGACGCACCGCCCACUCGUUUACGCGCGAAACCAUGACGCUCUCGGGCGGGACCGUCAUCGCUUCGGACGUGCAGCUCGUGUGCGCGGGCAUGACGCCCAACACGAGCCUCGUCGCCGCACAGCAUCCGUCGCUCGUGACGCCCCACGGCAUCAACGUCACUACCUCCAUGCAGCUCGAAGGCAAGGACCACAUUUUUGUCCUUGGAGAUGCGAGCAACCACCUCUCGCCCAAGAUGGCGUACGUGGCGAUGGAGCAGGCCAAGCAUUUGGGAUACGGGCUCGCGCAGCACCUUCUGUACAAGACGCCGUUGGCACCAUUUGCGAUGAACCCGAUUGGUCUCAUGCUCCUGCCGAUUGGACCGUACGCGGGCGUCGCGCAGUUUCCCGUGCCUUUCUACGGUGCGCUCGUGCUCGGCGACUGGGUCGUGCGCUUCAUCAAGGGUGCCGACUACUUUGCGAGCCGGACGUGGGGGACGUGGAACGCUUCGGUGCCGUCCUAGGCGCUCUGACAUGGAAGUUGGUGUAUAUAACCAGAAUACAAUCGCUUUUGAAAUAUGA